AUGUCCUCUACUCAAAAACACGUCAUUGUGAUCGGUGCUGGUGCAGGCGGUACAGCAACAGCAGCUCGAUUGGCACGUGAAGGAUACCGUGUUACUGUGGUCGAGAAGAAUGACUUUAAUGGUGGACGUUGUUCUCUCAUACACCACAAUGGCCACCGCUUUGACCAAGGUCCCUCAUUGUACCUGAUGCCGGAGCUCUUUAAGGAAUGUUUUCGUGACCUGGAUGAGCGUAUUGAGGAUCAUCUUGAGCUACUCAGGUGCCACAACAACUACAAGGUUCACUUUGACGAUGGCGAUACCAUUCAACUUUCAUCCGAUUUGACGCGGAUGAGACCUGAAAUGGAUCGUUUUGAAGGCGAAGAUGGAUUUGGUCGCUUUUUGCAAUUCCUCAAAGAAUCUCAAGUGCAUUACGAUCGUGGAACCUUUGUGGCCAUCAAGCGCAACUUUGCGUCCAUUUGGGACAUGAUCAAGAUCCAAUACCUUCCUGAUAUUUUUCGACUUCAUUUGUUUGACAUGAUUUAUUCACGUGCCUCCAAGUACUUCAAAACGAAAAAGAUGCGCAUGGCAUUUACCUUCCAAACCAUGUACAUGGGCAUGUCUCCUUAUGAUGCACCAGCGGUGUAUAGUCUCUUGCAGUUUACGGAGUUUGCUGAAGGAAUUUGGUAUCCACGGGGUGGAUUCAACAUGGUUGUGCAAAAGCUGGAGAAGAUUGCCAAGGAUAAGGGUGCUGAAUUCAAGUAUAGUGCUCCUGUGGCGAAGAUCAAUACGAGUGGACGCAACGUUACUGGUGUCACUUUGGAGAACGGAGAAGUGAUUGAUGCGGAUGCUGUGGUGUGUAAUGCCGACCUUGUGUAUGCAUACAAUCGCCUAUUACCCCCAUGCUCGUGGGCACAAAACACCUUGGCGAACAAAAAGUUGACAUCUUCAUCCAUCUCGUUUUAUUGGUCAAUGAAGCGCACCAUCCCUGAACUUGAUGUUCACAAUAUCUUUUUGGCUGAAGCGUACCGUGAGAGCUUUGAUGAGAUCUUCAAGGACUAUACCUUACCCUCGGAACCAUCCUUCUAUGUCAAUGUGCCAUCACGUAUCGAUCCAUCAGCAGCACCUGCUGACAAGGAUUCAAUUAUUGUUUUGGUGCCCAUUGGCUACAUGCGUGGUACAGAGCCUGAUCAAGACUAUCCACGCUUGGUGAAGCGGGCUCGUGACAUGGUGCUUGAAGUAUUGCAACGUCGUAUCAAGGUGGAUAUGGAGUCAUUGAUUGAGCAUGAAAUCGUGAAUGAUCCUAGUGUAUGGCAAGAAAAGUUCAAUUUGUGGCGUGGAUCUAUUCUUGGUCUCUCCCAUGAUGUAUCCCAAGUGCUAUGGUUCCGCCCAUCCACCAAAGAUUCCACUGGUCGAUUCGAUAACUUGUUCUUUGUUGGUGCUUCUACUCAUCCUGGUACUGGUGUGCCCAUUGUUUUGGCGGGAAGCAAACUCACAGCUACCCAAGUGUGUGAACAUUUUGGUCGAAAGGGUCUUAAGCCAAGCAAGCUUGUGGAGCACAAACGAGUUUACGAGCCUGAGAGUGGAAACACAUUGAUGAGCAGCUUCGUGACCUUUAUCAUUUCAUUGUUUGUGUUGCUAUUCGCUUUCUUUGUAAGCUUCCCUACAUCCAGCGUCUAUCCAACUCCUGCCGCUUUUAUCAAUGCCUGUCUUCCUUCCACUUUUCGGGUUGUCAUGGCCGCUGAUAUCGAAUAA
Lichtheimia ornata is the source of this 1731-nucleotide messenger RNA. RefSeq names its product phytoene desaturase. Gene Ontology annotation, molecular function: oxidoreductase activity. The transcript is spliced from 2 exons. The record is from RefSeq and is a predicted model, not a curated record. Gene Ontology annotation, biological process: carotenoid biosynthetic process. NCBI's taxonomy places the organism in Eukaryota, Fungi, Mucoromycota, Mucoromycetes, Mucorales, Lichtheimiaceae. The coding region runs from base 1 to 1731 and encodes 576 amino acids.